Messenger RNA from Manduca sexta (tobacco hornworm), 3812 nucleotides. RefSeq names its product angiomotin-like protein 2. NCBI's taxonomy places the organism in Eukaryota, Metazoa, Arthropoda, Insecta, Lepidoptera, Sphingidae. Gene Ontology annotation, cellular component: cytoplasmic vesicle; plasma membrane; bicellular tight junction. Gene Ontology annotation, biological process: regulation of cell migration; actin cytoskeleton organization. The record is from RefSeq and is a predicted model, not a curated record.
CAAAAUAAUGUUCAUGAAAACGGGUACUUUGUUAAAUCAUACUGUUUGAGCCAUCGAUUUUCAGCCAAAGAAAAUAUUAUGUUUCUAUUUUUAUAUAUCCAUACUAAACUAAAAUGUGUUCAAAAGUCUGGUAUUACUAACUUUGACAACUGACCCCAUCUAUCAAAAGCUUUUCAUUGCUAAAUGCGAUAAAUGAUUUCGAUUUUAUAACAAAAAUUGUAUAUUAAGACGAUAUGCUUGACGCAUAGCGUACAAGAGUAGUGUGUAGUGGUGCAGUGUGAGAUGGUUUCUGUUCGGAAAUCUGUGAAAUCACCUCUGUAGCCAAUAUGGGGUCCAUGCGACCUACGGGAAGGUUUCUUUCAUUCGCAAACAACAUUCAGAGGACGCAAAAACAAGCUGUGCCAACUGGAUUUCCGCAAAGUUUGUCGGGUAGUGAAACGGAUGUGUCAACAUCAAACGAAAACUUAUCGAGGGAGGAGCGUUAUGUCGUACGACACACUACAAGGGUUGAGCCACAGGGACAAGAGAACCAGAGCCAAUCCAACAAUAAUAACAACCGGAACUCCUUGAAGGAAAGUGUAACAGGCAGCAAUCGCAACUCGUUAAAAGACUCUGUUGGUGGUAGUAACAGCAACAGAAGCUCUCUAGAUGUCUCGUCAUCGUCAUACAACACGCUUAUCAUACACAGUCAAGAUGACUCGUGGUCCACACGACCGACGCCCAUUCGAGAACACGAACGAUCAAGUAGUGAAGUGAAGCACACAAAUACUCAAUCGUCACCGUACCACACGCUCAAAAAGACGGAGGGCGUGAAGAAGCCGAGCGGAAUACCCUUACCCAAGGUGCACAAGGAGCAGGUGGUCACCACGACGGCUAACUACAUCGAUAUAGGUGGUCAGAGGAUAUAUACCAGCCCACCAGACCACGGCGUUCAGGAAAUUACCGAAAUUCCCGACGACUUCCUGAAUCAAUCGUCGGUGCUGAAGCACUUGGCUAAGGAGGUGGCGCAGUCGCCGACGCCGCGAGGCCCGACGCCCCCCGCCUCCCCGCGUGCUCCUCCACCCCGGGACGAAGGUCGCAAACCCAAGGGCAAGGGCUCCAAGUCGAAGCUCAGCAAGGAGAAACUAAGCUUGUCAAGAUCACAGCCCGAUUUGACCAGUGUGGGCGUGCGCGCGGUGCCGGGCGGGUCGGAGUCGAGCGGGUGGUGCAGCGGCGGCGAGGGCUCGCUGGAGGACACGGUGUAUUUAUUCCGAGAUCCUCUAGAAGAAGAAGUAGAGAAAGUGCGGACGGCCCACGAGGAGUUGGUGAGCUCAUGCGAGAGACGAGAGCGGCUGGAGCGCGCGGCGCGUGCGCGGCUGCAGGCCGACUGCAGGAGGCUGCAGGAACUUAACCGCGCACUUAAACAACAGGUGGAUUUACUGUCCCAAGGCGUUCGCACCGAGAACGACAACAGCGCGGAGGCGUUGCGCAAGGAGCUGCAGAACAGAGAGAUGCUUAUCGCACAACUUAUAACACAAAAUAAGGAGCUUGCAUGUGCCAAGGAGCGGCAGGAGAUCGAGAUGUCGGCACAACGCGCCACCCUGCAGGAGCAGCGCACGCACAUUGACAUACUGGACACCGCGCUCACCAACGCGCAGGCCAACGUCGUACGCCUCGAGGAGGAGUGUCGGCACGCGGGCGGGUACGUGGAGCGCGUGGCGGGGCUGCAGCGCGCGCUGGGGUCGCUGCAGCUCGCCGCCGAGCGCCGCGAGCACUCCGAGCGCAAGCUGCGACACCAGCUCGAGACCGAGCUGCACGCGCUCAGUGUGGUGCGUUGUGUAGUGUCGCACGCGGGCGGGUACGUGGAGCGCGUGGCGGGGCUGCAGCGCGCGCUGGGGUCGCUGCAGCUCGCCGCCGAGCGCCGCGAGCACUCCGAGCUGUCGCACGCGGGCGGGUACGUGGAGCGCGUGGCGGGGCUGCAGCGCGCGCUGGGGUCGCUGCAGCUCGCCGCCGAGCGCCGCGAGCACUCCGAGCGCAAGCUGCGACACCAGCUCGAGACCGAGCUGCACGCGCUCAGUGUCGCACGCGGGCGGGUACGUGGAGCGCGCUGGGGUCGCUGCAGCUCGCCGCCGAGCGCCGCGAGCACUCCGAGCGCAAGCUGCGACACCAGCUCGAGACCGAGCUGCACGCGCUCAGGUACACCUCGGCAAUGUAGUAGUGUGGUGCGUUGUGUAGUGUCGCACGCGGGCGGGUACGUGGAGCGCGUGGCGGGGCUGCAGCGCGCGCUGGGGUCGCUGCAGCUCGCCGCCGAGCGCCGCGAGCACUCCGAGCUGUCGCACGCGGGCGGGUACGUGGAGCGCGUGGCGGGGCUGCAGCGCGCUCUGAGAAGUCGCUGCAGCUCGCCGCCGAGCGCCGCGAGCACUCCGAGCGCAAGCUGCGACACCAGCUCGAGACCGAGCUGCACGCGCUCAGGUACACCUCGGCAAUGUAGUAGUGUGGUGCGUUGUGUAGUGUCGCACGCGGGCGGGUACGUGGAGCGCGUGGCGGGGCUGCAGCGCGCGCUGGGGUCGCUGCAGCUCGCCGCCGAGCGCCGCGAGCACUCCGAGCUGUCGCACGCGGGCGGGUACGUGGAGCGCGUGGCGGGGCUGCAGCGCGCGCUGGGGUCGCUGCAGCUCGCCGCCGAGCGCCGCGAGCACUCCGAGCUGUCGCACGCGGGCGGGUACGUGGAGCGCGUGGCGGGGCUGCAGCGCGCGCUGGGGUCGCUGCAGCUCGCCGCCGAGCGCCGCGAGCACUCCGAGCGCAAGCUGCGACACCAGCUCGAGACCGAGCUGCACGCGCUCAGGUACACCUCGUGUCGCACGCGGGCGGGUACGUGGAGCGCGUGGCGGGGCUGCAGCGCGCGCUGGGGUCGCUGCAGCUCGCCGCCGAGCGCCGCGAGCACUCCGAGCGCAAGCUGCGACACCAGCUCGAGACCGAGCUGCACGCGCUCAGGUACACCUCGGCAAUGUAGUAGUGUGGUGCGUUGUGUAGUGUCGCACGCGGGCGGGUACGUGGAGCGCGUGGCGGGGCUGCAGCGCGCGCUGGGGUCGCUGCAGCUCGCCGCCGAGCGCCGCGAGCACUCCGAGCGCAAGCUGCGACACCAGCUCGAGACCGAGCUGCACGCGCUCAGAAAACGGGAAUGCAAUUGUGGUGGCGCUAACUCGCUGAACGGUAACGGCGAGACUGAGGCUGAAUUGCGACGGCAGCUACGCGAGAGGGACGAGAGGUUCCUGGCGCUGGAGGGCGAGUGCGCCAAGUGGGAGCAGCGAUAUCUGGAGGAGGCGGCGCUCAGGCAGGCCGCUGUCUCCGCCGCCUCUAUACCUAAGGAUGCUAAAAUAGCAGCGUUGGAGAAAACGUCAGCAGAAUCCGAAAGGUUAAUGGCCGAGGCGCGCAACGAGAAAAUACGACACAUGGACGAACUUCACUCGGCGCAGAAGAAAGUCGCCGAUUUGGAGGGCCGUAAAAGGUUGGAGUCUAAGGUAGCGGAGCGCGACGCGAUGAUCAAAGUGUUGCAGAAGCACACUAGCGCCGCAUACGACAGCGGAGCGUCUCUAAGGAACAACUCUAGUAGGGAAGAACUUGUGGGCCUGUCGUCGGGCGCAUCGUUCUCCAGCGCGGAGGGCGGCGGCAGCGUAGCGGGCCGCUACCGGCAUCUCACGCGCAGGAACUACUCUCCGCACAACGACAACUCCAGCGGUUGCGGGUUCGAGAGCGGUUCGCUUGGCUGGAGGCGCCUGGAGGAGCAGCUGGCGGCGCUGGAGUCGCGGCUGGAGCGCGCCCCGUGCCCGCCGUGA